Monomorium pharaonis (pharaoh ant) is the source of this 3420-nucleotide messenger RNA. Its product is annotated as protein HOS4. Bases 573 to 2501 code for a protein of 642 amino acids. The transcript is spliced from 11 exons. Lineage: Eukaryota; Metazoa; Arthropoda; Insecta; Hymenoptera; Formicidae. Gene Ontology annotation, molecular function: protein binding. The record is from RefSeq and is a predicted model, not a curated record.
UGUCCGACGUUCGCGCGCUCACUUUUCGCCGGCCUCUUUUAUUAAUCACGCUCUCCGAAAUAGCAUACGCGCCCCUGGGCCGGCCAGCACCUCGUCACCGCAUGCGGCCGCAGCACUGUCUCCAGAACGCUUUAGCGCAGCCAGGUACAAUGCGCGACGAUAAUAAUUCGGAAGUGACCGCCGUGAUUCCUGCGAUCUGCGCGCGUUGUAAUGUGCGCGCGUUACAUUUCCGCGACGCAAUCGCCCGUGGCGGAUCGAGCGUGAUCUGCGGCAUCGUCUCGACGUUAAUGGGCGAACCAUCAAUCGCAUGAUCGUCCCCACGGUCGGGCAACGUUAUUUAAAUGCCUCUCGCCCGACGCCCGACAAUUCUGGUUAACGAUGACACUGAUGGUUAAUUCGUACCGGCGGCUUUCAGCCAGAAAUUGAUAAUCCGGUGUUUUGGAAGAGCAGAUUGCAACGCGAGCGACCACGGUCAUGAUCCUGAGCGGAACGCUCACGGACUCCAACUUCUUGGCUAUCACACCGUUUAAAAUCAAAUUAAAUCGCCUACGACGGAGAUCCGACCUUCGACGAUGGUAGGUGGUCGUAGGGUGAAGCAUGCGGCGAGCAAUGAAACCACCACCACGUCCAUGGUCACCGGCGGCGUUACCAAUAGGAGCGACAACAACGUCGUUGUCUCCACUGUACAACCGACCACCACUCAGCAAAAAGUCCGACGGAUCUUUGAGGAGCAGGCCAGGUGGCAAGAGAGCGGCCCACGCAGUCGCGUGAAAUGCACAUCGUCGGACGCUGCUUACUGCGUGGUUAACAACUGCAGCAUCGCCGUCACUAAGGGCGAACCUGCUCGAAAUAACCGCGCCGCGAGUGAAACGACGACGACGACGACCAACGUCACUGGCAAGAGACGAGCGCCGUCGAUCGUAAACGGGAGAAUACACUCCAAGGAGGAGGCCGCUCGGAGCGGCAUCCUCGCCGCAGAGGAGUCGAGGAAGCCGAAGGACGUGUCCAAGGCGAGACCAGGCAUCUCAAGGGGCGUCCAACGAGGUAUAAUCAAGUCCGCUUCCGUGCCGAAGGACUUGAAGGAAGGUCUUCCAGUGAGGGAGAGAACGCUGCAACGGGUACCGGAGGAGGGCAUCCUGAAAAGAUCUUCCGCCUUCCUGGCGAGUUUAACGCAUCAUCAUCCCUCCAGCAAACUCGCCGAGAGGAAUUCACCGGACGACGAGUUGGUCAAAUUCCUCAGGCCAACGUCGAAGCUCGUCAACGGCUACGAGCCUCGCGGUUCAUCAUCCUCGAGAUAUACUGGCCUGAAGGGGUACUUUCUGACGAACGGCGACGAGGGGCUGUGUGCCUUGCGGCCGUCGCCUAGCGUCCAGACAUUGUCGACGAGCUUAAAGAAGAAGGGCAUUGGAGUGAAGAAAUCGGUCUCCUUCAGCUCCGACACCAGCUUUGAGGAGAAACGCGUGCCGUACCGAAAGCCUGCUGUCCACGAAGCCAAAGUUUAUCGUAAAGGUGUGCUUCAAGAUCACAUACGCAAAGAGACGAUCAAAUCAAAAGUGCCGCCCUCGUGGGAGACACCCUCUGGGGGCCCUACGGCCCUUCUGAGGGCCGCCAGAGAGGCGGACGACACCGGUCUCAAAGAAAUUGUUGCGCAGGCUCGAAAAGUAGGCCUGAAAGGUAUGGACGUCAACGUGGUCGACAGUAGCGGCAGGACGGCCAUAAGUUACAUGGCGGGUAACGGCGCGUCGUCGAUGCUCGAGCUGGCGCUCUCUUUCGAAGGCGUGGACCCGAAUCUGCCCGACAACGAGGGUAACACGCCGCUCCACUUUGCCGCCCAGGCCGGACAAACCGAAUGCCUCAACAUCCUUCUGGAGAGGUGUCCGGACAUCGAGGUGGACGCCAGAAACACCUUGGGCUUCACCCCGCUCAUGAAGGCCGCCCUUCAAGGUAGAACCAAGUGCGCGAAGAUUCUCCUGUUUGCCGGUGCAAAUCCUACAUUGCGCGAUCACGGUAGGGGGCUAAGGGCGGAACAGUGGGCGAGGUUUUGCGGCAGGUACGCGUGUGCCGAGAUGAUCGAGAGAUUCGCGAGACAUCGGCUGUUGGAGAGAACGACGUCCUGCCGUUGGGGCAGCGAGCCCGAGCUGGCUGCGAAAGUGCUGCAAGGCAAGGUGACGCCUAUACCUCCGACGCCUCUGCCGCAAUCCUCGGGAUUGAAGUCGAAAAUAAGAAAAGUCUUCCGCACCACCUCCAGCCCCGAUCGAACCUUCUCGCUGGUGUCGCAACUCACCAGCGCGGCCCUCUGCGCGAGCAGUCCGGCUCUGCCGAAGCCGUCACCCGUUGUGAAAAGCCUUCUGCGGCCGUUGAGCGUACCCCAGUUAAGGGUGACGUUGGUCUCACAGCAAGACUUCCUGGAGAAGACUUCCGAGAAAUGCGGGACAAAUUUCACAGACAAGAUCGAGAACUCCAUCCCGAAGCCGCCACGCUCGAAGAAGAAGAGCAAGUAGUCGAACGUAUGGUUUUAGCGGUCACGAUCACGGGCCGCGUUUUAUCGCCCGCUUCGCAUUUGAAUACACGCGGAGGGGCAGGAUUACUCGAGUGCUGCCUGCAGACGCAAAGCAGCCGAGACGGACAGAGUGUUUCGCGGUAUAUUACGUUAUCGUUUACGUGUUAUCCGAUUCCGCUGUUGCCUGCGGCCGAUCGUCCCGCCCGAUGCCGCGGUCCCUCAAGUAGGUCGUAGGUUGUUCGUUUUUACCUCGCCAAGAAAUAUUAGCGAUGCAUUUCUCUCCCGGGGAGGAACGUUCGCGGCGAUCGGGGAGGCGGGGGAAGGGGGAGGGAUAGGAGGGGAAGAGAGAACCUUCGCGAAACCCGAUCGCUCCCGAUAAAUCACGGGAUUUCCACGGUCCACGGCUGCCGUUCAAGUGUUGUCAUGUUUACGGCACGUGUACCCCGAGAUUGUUUUCGAUGUAAACCGCCGCUGCAGCCGGACGCAUAAACAUUCGGGACGGUCGAAUCUUAUUUUUAGUUUAGACUCGUAAUGGAUUGUACGACGUGGCGAAACGGGGCGCGGCGCGCGGGGGCACAGUUUACAAAAUCCAAUCAGCUUUACACGGGGGGGGGAGAUCGCAAAAUCAUGAUCACGUGAUAUAUCUGGGAGAGAUCGUUACGUCCCUCGCCGCCGCGAUAAAUGGAAGUUUCUCGAUUUUGUUUCGGGAACGCCGUGUGUGACGCCGGAGCGAAGCCUCAGGGGUUUUUACCGAUUAAAGCGUUGAGGAUGAUCGAACGGACCUGCGUGCGAUCGACGCGUUUUGCAGGUCCCUCCCUAACUUAUAAAUCUUAUAAUAUACACGCGUUUUACGUACAAGAUUUUAUAUCGAUGCAGUUACUGUCAGAGAUGAUUGUUUAAAUAAAUGUCUUAUUAAUCAA